Molecule: messenger RNA, 1044 nt
Organism: Microsporum canis CBS 113480
Lineage: Eukaryota; Fungi; Ascomycota; Eurotiomycetes; Onygenales; Arthrodermataceae
Product: RNA polymerase II transcription factor
Exons: 2
Coding region: 1-1044 (347 amino acids)
Biological process (GO): transcription initiation at RNA polymerase II promoter
Cellular component (GO): nucleus; SAGA complex; transcription factor TFIID complex
Molecular function (GO): promoter-specific chromatin binding; RNA polymerase II general transcription initiation factor activity
Source: RefSeq, a predicted model, not a curated record
AUGGCCGAAUCAGAUUCUUCACAGCCACCACCUCCACAACCACAGUCGAAUCAGGUGGACGUCGCACAGCCAUCGUCGCAAACCGUCACCCAAGAUCCCGCGAGUCCAGCACCAAAGACUGGCACGUCGGCCUCGCCACCGUCACAGACGCAGAUAUCUCCAGCCCUGCCACAGGAGACCGUGGACACAGCAGCAGACCAGGAAAGCUCCCAGCCGCCUAUAAAACAGCAGUCGCCAAGUUCCAACCCAGCGUCUGAGCCUGCAGUGGCUGCGGGAGGGGAGGAAGAAGGGAGUGCACCGCUGCCAAAGGAUGCCGAUAUAAGCCCUGAGGAGGCAGCAGAUAUCAAAAUCAGCUCUACGGAAGACAUCACCAUGGGGGACACCGAGCCAGAAGCGGGAGAUACUACGGCACCAGACACCGGUGCUGGUGUUGCUGAUGCCCCGGCGACAAACACGGCUCCAGGCAUUCCCGGACCUGCUUCUGGGCUAAACGGUAUUGAAUCGAUAGUGCCACCAUCGAAGAAAGAUACCAGCUUGAGAGAGUUUCUGAGCCAGAUGGACGACUACGCGCCUAUUAUUCCGGAUGCUGUAACUGCCCAUUACCUAACCGUUGCAGGCCUUCCACCGCCAGGACCGGGGCCAAACCACACCCCUCCUCACCUUGCCCGGCUUCUCGCCUUAGCAACGCAAAAGUUCAUUGCGGAUAUCGCUGCGGACUCAUACCAGUAUUCCCGGAUCCGCAGCUCGAACAGUGCCUCCUCCAAUAACCCCAUGGGCAGUAUCAAUGUGACUGCGGGUCUCAGCAACGUUGCCCAGGGCGGUCAGCCCGGUGGUGCUGGAGCUGCUGGAGCUGCCGGAGCUGGUGAAGGAGGAACCAAAGGCAAAUCAGGCGCUGGCGGUCUACACCUUGGUGUCCAGCGAGCCGGGUUCGGAGGCGGCGGCCAGGGUGGAUCCCAAGGCAAGACCGUCCUUACCAUGGAAGAUUUAGGCAUGGCCGUCGGCGAGUAUGGAGUUAGCGUGAAGAGAGGCGAGUUCUACAGAUAA